This is a messenger RNA of Brassica rapa (field mustard), 11854 nucleotides long. Its product is annotated as putative U-box domain-containing protein 53. Lineage: Eukaryota; Viridiplantae; Streptophyta; Magnoliopsida; Brassicales; Brassicaceae. The record is from RefSeq and is a predicted model, not a curated record. Gene Ontology annotation, molecular function: ATP binding; ubiquitin-protein transferase activity; protein kinase activity. Gene Ontology annotation, biological process: protein phosphorylation; protein ubiquitination.
CUCAAAAACUAGUACAAUUAUAUACAUGAGGUACAACUAGUAAACAUGCACAACUACUUGUUAUUUUAUUUAGUAUAAAUGACUAUACUAUCCUUAAUGAAAGUGCAUUCUCAACCAUUAAAUCAUCUCACAUCUCCUUUAAUAUGAGCUCCACGAUCUUUCUUUUCUUCUUCUUUCUUUCGGCUGGGACCCACUUCCUCUUUUUCUCAGCCCCUAGAAUCAUUGUGGACACCACCAUUGAGCUUCCUCGUCUUAGCUACAACUUCAUUCUUCUUUGCCACAUCUCUCUCCUUCACUGCAUAUUUCUUCUUCUUCUUCGUUGCGGCAUCUCUCUUCUUCACAAUAAAGUUCCCUUUGUUCAUCGCCGGUGAGUCACUCUUACUCAUUGCCAAUGCUACCUCCUUCUUUUUCAGGUGACUCGUGUUUUUUGGAACCAUGAUUGAAUUUUUUCCUAGCUCCGCAUCUAUCUUUUUGGCCUCAAGAGCAAAAAGAUGAAGAUGAUUUUUUUUAAAAAAAUAGUACAACUAGUAUAACUAGUACAACUUAUAAACAAAUCAUUAUUCAAAUCAAAUAUUAUUAAAAAUAUACUAUUCAUGUAUUUGAUACAUGCAGAUGAGAAAGAUUAGAACAACAUCUUCUUGGUGCUACAUCAUCUUUUUUUUUAUCAUCUUCGUACGCUGAAAACAAAAAAUAAAAUUUACCAAAUUAAUUGCAAAGUUGUAUUAGUGAUACAUGUUUUACUUGUAUCAAUUAUAGUGAUUAUACUCAAUCUAUUUAUACUAGUUAUACUCGUUGUAGUUGUACUAGUUGUACUAAUUUGAGUUGUACUAGUUGUACUGCUUGGAGUUGUACUAGUUAUACUAGUUGGAGUUGUACUAGUUGUAUUAGUUAUACUAUGCGUUCUUCUUUAUCUUUAAAUCUUGUACGUAAAAGAUAAAAUUUGAUUCCAUAUAAAUAUAAUUGAUUAAACAUAACUAUGGGAUGAUCGAUUUGGGAAAAGAAAGAGAAAUUUGAUGGAUGGUUAAAGACAAAUUUUGAUUUUGUUUUAAGGUGGAUGAACAUUAAUGGAGAAGAAAAAAAGAAGAAGAAGAAGAAGAUUAUGAUUAAAGUUGGAUUGGGUUUUGGGUCUGGAUCCGGGUCGAAUCUGGGUAGGAUAGUAAUGACAUAAGUUAGUAAAUAUGUUUAAAUCUUUAGACCUUAUAGUUUUUUUCCCUAAUUUUAAUUUAUUUUUAGUUCAUUUUUUAAUUAAAAAUAGAAGAGAAAAAUAGAAGAGGUCCAUUGUAGAUUUUUUUGGCCUCUUCUGUCCCAUUCUAGCAUUUGAUCCUUUCUAGAGAAAAAAACACCUCAACACAUGUUUUUAUCUAGGCAUUUAUGACCCUUUGUUGUAGAAUUACGAUUGGCUUGAUCCCUACAAAAGGAUAGUGGCAUCCUUUCACCGGAUCCAACCACAAUCAUUAAACCUCUUUUACUCUCCCUCUAUCACGUUCAAGCUCAACAUAAAGGCUUUCCUAAUCCCACCAUCGAGAUCUGUACACUCCUAGCACAACACCUGUACAAACAACUACUUUACACUGAGCCAAUAACACUUACUUCGAUAUUUUAAAGCUUUCCCUUUAUUUUUUUCCUGGAACUUGCGACUCUACUACACCAUUCCAUAAGAGUCUUCCAGGUAAAAAUCCACACUAAAACUUGAUUUUCUAUCUUCAGGCUUUACAUAAACUAACUCCACCCUAUUAAUUUAUGCCUGCAAGAUCAACCACAAGCCAAUGGAGUUACUUGGGAUUGCUCAUUCAUUCAGUGAGCAGUCAGAAGUUCACAUCGAUGAUGCAACUCCUGACCCGCGUGUGUCAUAGACCAUUCUUAGUGUGUAACACAAGUACGUGAACCAAAGCUCCACCACUGCAUCAACCUAUCAAGCUCCAAGUUCUUGAAUUUACAUAAUCUUCAAUGAGGAUUCGAGGAUGGAUUGUUCCAACAAAAAAAAUUUAAAUAUAUCUUUAAAUAUUGUUGUAUAUUAUAAUUUAAUCUUCAACCUUCAUAAUAAUUAAUUAUAAGUAUUAAAAUUUUAUAAGUAAAUAAUAAAUAUAUAUUAUAAUUAAAAAGAUUAAAUUUAAAUCUCAUAUAUAUAUAUGUAUAAUUGGUUUAAAAAAAUAAAAAAAUGUUUAGUUUUUUUUUUAAACUGCAUCAACUAGAGAAAAGAGUUACAAAAUAGUAAAAUUAACUAUAGAUAAUAUUUCUAUUUUACAUAAUAUUAUUGUGUAUUAACAGUUUUGAUUUAAAAACUAAAACAUUGAAGUAUUUUAUGUAUUAUAUAUAAAUGUAUCUUUGAAUAUUUAAUCAAAAUAUAUUUAUAAAGAUUAAAUUAUUAUAAAUAAUAUUAAUAUAAUUAUAUGUAAUUACAUAAUUAUACAGAAAAACUGAAACUAAAUAUUACUCUGAGGUUUUGACUAGUUAAACCUCAAAUUUGAGAUUUAUUAUUUAGACCUUCAAAAUUUGAACAUCUAUUGACGAGCAAAAACUUUAAAAUUUGAAGAUUUGAAAGCUUGCUGAGAUGCUCUUACUCCAACUGUAAAUGUAAACACCCGAGAAUGAGCCUCAUCUAUCACUUGAUUUUGCAGGUAUUUAAUGCCUCAUAUUUAAAGUGACAUGAGACAGUUAAGAUGUAUAAACAGCAAAAUGUUGUUAUCAGUGUCAUAUUUCAAAUAUAGAUAGAUUAACUAGUGUCCAAUUAUGUGUUACUUUUCCUUAGUUUUGUUUAAUAAACAACACAUUAGGACUAAUUCUGUGUAAAUUUCUUUUCCUUAGUUUUGUUUACUUUUCCUUAGUUUAUAAAGAAAAUCACAAAAAUUAUAUUGGAACUAAUUUUGUGUAAACUAACCUACAACACAUUAGAGAUGGUCAUUUUAUCUGUUCUAUUUGAUUAUAUCCAUCAUUCCGAUUCAAUCCAAAAAAGUCCGCUCCACUCCACUCCACUCAAAACAAAAUAAAUACUAAAAUUAAUUAUUUGUUAAAAACGAAGAAAAUUACAAAUAUUAAAAACAAUUAUUACAGAUAUCCGCUCCGCUCUGUCCAGACAGAUGUACAAAUACAUGUAUAUCUAGAUUAAAUAUAGAGUUUUAAAUGUAUAAUAUUAUAUAAUUAACAUUUCAACAUAUUACUUAGGAAAGUAUUAAUUCAAGAAAAAAAAAUCCUUAUGACAACAGCUAUAAAUCUUUGUUAAGUUUUUUUUACCUAAUUUUUAAUUUUAUGAAAUAUAUAGUUUCACUAAUCUUUUAUUUUAUAUACCAUAUAAAAGUAUUCUAAAAACAUAUUUUUAUUGAUUUAUUUAAAUUAUUUCGUUACAUAACAUAGAUGAGAUAUAUAUCCACAAGUAUCCGUAUUAUCUGUAAAUAUCUACAUAUUUUUUGGAAAUCCGUAUUUUUCGAAGAAAAUCUAAAAUAGAAAAAUUAGAUAUCUGUAAAACACAAAUCAAAUCAUAAAUACUAAAUUUUUAAUAGUAUUUACUAUUUGCCUAUCUCUACAACACUUAGCACGAAAGACUCAUAUAUAACCAUCACAUCUGUAGGGAAUGAACAACCAACCUGACAUAUGCUGACGUACCUUACGAUAUUUUUACCAUAAUUUUCUGAAAGUUAUCGUAUGAGGAUCCGACAAACUGCUCAAGUGAAAAAAAUCCUAUAAAAAGUCCGUGCAGUUUUUCCUAAUGAAUUAGCAGUCCAGUUUUGCGCUCGAGGAUGGUAGAUAGUCUUGAAGUCUUGAAACAUUUCCUUUAAGAUACCUAACUCCUUCAACUCUGUUGCAAAUUUUGGCUAUAUUGUUGGGUCUUGAAUCAGUGAGAUUAGAUCCUUGUAGUAUGUUCUGAGGUGUUGACAUGUUGUGUAUUGAUGCAUACUUUCAAUAGCCCAGGUUAAGUUUUUCCCGUUCUCUAUGUAGAGAUGAGAUGUGCCUACUUUGAUUCGUUAAGCCCAAAACUUUCAAUAGCCCAGGUUAAGUUUUUCCAUGGAUCAUCCCAUGCUCUUAUCUGAAAUCCAGAAUGCACUUUUUGUCGGAUACCUAAGCCAGCAAUGGCCUAUAUGCCGAUAAACUUCUCCAAACAUAAGAAGGGUUAUCAAUAGCAAUUGAACCCAAAAGCAAUUCUUUUUGUAUUUUCCACGCAAUACUCUUGCGAGAAAAGAUUCUAGGAAUUGUACCAGACGCCACAACUUGUUUUCCAGAAAUGCUGGAUUUAAAUCAUAGAUCAUAAGAAAUCUAAGACCGCCUUCCUAUUUUGGGCAACACAAAUUUUCCCAUUUUUCCAAUGCAUCCCUUGUUUAGGUGGAUUUGAGCUCCACCAUAAUUGUGCAAUGGCACUAGCGAUAUUUUCACAAAUAUCCAAUUGUAAUAGGAAGUUUGACAUAAUAUAGGUUGCAAGGGCGAUGGCAAUGGAUUUUAUAAAAAUCUCCUUCCCUCUUUUUGAUAACCACCGAGUAGACCAUCCAUAACCCUAUGUUGCAAUCUAUCUUUGAUUAAUGCAAAAAGCUUGCAUUUCGACCCACUAAUAUCCUAUAAAUUUCCCAAUUAAGGUUCCAUUUCGUCUUCGUUGUCAAUACCUAAAGAAGUUUUGAUUGUUUGCUUUAUAUUACAAGGAACUUCUUACCGAAGCUUAAAUUUUUUUUUAUAAAAGUUGAUGCACUGCCACAAAGCUUUUCCAUAACUCCUAACUGCUUUCAUUAUUUCAUCACAUUCACGGGGCUCACCCUUACAGAUAAAAAGUUAUCAUCAGCGAAGAGAAUGUGUGACACCGGAGGGCUAGCGCGUGAUACGCACAUCCCCAUCAUAUUACUUUGAUUCUUUACAUGAUUAAGAAGGCUAACGAGCAAUGUGCUCUCUAGGACAAUAUUUUCUCUAGGAUGUCCAUUCAUUAAAACAAGGUAUUUGACAAAGGAUAUACAAAGCAUUAUCCACUCAUUCCAGAUUGCUGAGAAAUCCAUCUUCUGCAUAACAGCUCUACUGAAUUCCCACUCCAUUCGACAUAAGCCUUGCUCGUGUCAGUUUUAAUGGUUAUUUUCUUAUUUUUCCACCUAGGUUUGUACUUAUCGCAUGAAACAUCUCCUGAGCAAUCAUAAUAUUAUAUAUGAUAUGUCUUAGCGAAACAAAGGCUGAUUGGGUCUAUAAAAUACGGUUUGGUAAGACCUUCUUCAGUCUCUGACAUAAGACUAGAGAGAUUAUCUUGUAACUCACAUCACAAAGACUCCUGGGACAAAAUCGUGCCAUAUCAGUAGACUUCUGUUUCUUCCAAAUGAGACAAAUGUUUGUGUCAAUCAAUUCUUAAAUUAAUCAAAAAGGAAUUCAUUAACCAUAUAUGUUAAGUCUCCCUUCACUAUAUCGCAAAAUUUAUGGUAGAACAAAGCUGUCAUUCCAUCUGGACCCAUAAAUUUUUCCGGAUGCAUUGCGAAAAUGGCAAGUUUGAUCUCCUAUUCUAUAACCAGAUAUGUAAGAUCCUCGUUAAACAAAUUUGUGAUAGUCGUUGAAAUAUUUUGUCAAUCUUCAUAUAUCUCUUUCAGAUUCAAAGACUCAAAAAUAUCUGUUAAAUAAAUAAUAACAAUGCGCGAUGCGUCCUCAUCCUCAACCAUAUUUCUGGAUUCAUUUAUUAACCGAAUAAUACGGUUUUUUGCUCGUCUCUGCUUUGUCAAUGUAUCGAGUUCCUUGCCCCUUCUUGUAGUCAAAAGACCCUACUCUUUUAUUUUUAGAACAUUUCCUCCAUAUUAAGAGCUUUAAGAGCUUUAGAAAGCUUAUGUGAUUCAGCUGCUAACUCUUCUGAUAAAAUAUCAUUCUUUCAUACAUAACCUCAACUUUUUUUAAGUUCCUCCCCAUGCUUUUCCGAUUUUGUAUUAUUUUGUCUUCUUUAUUGGUUCAUAGCUCUGUGACAGUUAGAGAUAUGUGACAUAAUGUUUGCAUCAGCUGCUGGGAGUUCUGAUGAGUUCCAUCUUUUCAAUAUAACCUGUAUAACCCUCAAUUGAAUGAAUAUAUCUAAGACAUUACAUAAUUUUUAGGAGAAAUACUUUUCAUUUUUUCCGCAGGCUUAAGAGCGUUUUUACCAUAUGCAUGCAACGAUAUAGAGAAAAAAAAAAGAACUGAAAUUGAGGACUACAAUCUAGAAAAGACGUUCGACAAACCUAAAGUAUAAAUAUUUAUCAUCUCCUCUGAGGAUGAAAACCUUUAUUACAUUUUCUAGCCGUCCUCACAAACUCCUCCAAAUGACGCAUAAACCCAUAUAAUAAAAUUAUAUUGUUUUGUCGUACAUUUUAUUGCCUAGCAAUACUAAAAUGCUUAGUUUGUACAUGGAAUAGAUUACAUUUUAAACUAGGAAAUUAUAUUUCAUUAUGAAAAUUUAAAUGAUUUGAUACAUCUUAUGGAUAUUAUGAAAAAUACUUCAGGCUGUUACAAAAAACUGGCUUCCAAAACAGACAUUAUCAAAAUCUAAAAAUUACUUAAUGUUCCUUCAGGCUGGUUUGAAUGGUAACCAAGGAAACGAAGAGGAACACUGCAUUCCUUAAUGUUCCUCAAAAAUGUUACCAUUCGUGAGGAAUAUUUUUUUCUCUUCAUUCCUUCUCAUUCCCUUUUUUGUAGAGAAUUAUAAUGCAAAUUUGUUCCUUGUUAAUUUUGAUAAGGAACCCUUGUUCCUCAUUAUUCCCAAAAUUUUAUUCCUAUUUAUUCUUUUCCUAAUCAUUCCUAAUGUUUCUUGAUGGUUACCAGUCACACUGGUUAGCAAAUUGCUCCUUCAUAAGAUUGUUGAGGAAUGGAUAAACUUUAAAGAUAAAACAUACUCCCUUUUUUGUUGACAAUAUAUAUGACAACGAUUAUAUAUAUAAAAAGCCCUUGAAUCUAAACAAAACAAUAAUAAUUUGAUAACUAAUUUAAGAGUUUCUUCUCUGUCGCUUUGGUUAUACGAAGUAAAAUUCUUGCGUGAGCAAGAGAGGCAGAUCGCAGAUGGUAGUAAAUAUCAAGAGUGAUCCUUCAACGAUGAUCAUGAGUCGUGACUCGUGACUUCAUUGUCUACUUUGAUAGCAAUAAAAUAUAAUUUAAUGAAACUUUAUAAUAUUCUAUGGUUUAUUCAAAGGACUUGAUUGUUUCUGAGAUUAGGGGCAAGAACGUGGGUGCUCUAGAAUAGGUGAUUCCAUCUCUCAUUCGUCUUCAAGGUGCCAAAAUGACAGUGUCUGUCACACAACCUUUUCUCUUUGUGUUUGGGUUUCUGUAUAAGCAUUAAAGCUACAACUUUUAUUGAUUAGGUAGAGGCCAAAGUUGUGUUUUUUAUUUCAGGUUUAUCUUAAUGGGGUUUCUACUCUAGCAAAGUAAUAUUUUAUGUGCUCACAUCAUACCUUCCAUGUUUUGAAAAUGAUUUCCACUUUUUAGACUUUAUUCAUGUUUUCAGUCUUUUGCAUAUUUCUGUCCAGUUGAAUUUGUCUAGUUGUCCAUCAACAUUGACUUUGUAAUGUAACUUUGUGAUCAUUACCUCAUAACACGUCCAGAUUCGGAUUUUGACGGCUUCAUUCUUGUCCAUCCUUUGUUCCCUAUAUGGCCUUGAGACAGAUAUUGCUAGUAUCUCAUUUGCUUGAAAGAAAGAUAAGCCACCACUGACUGGAAUCGUUGCAGAACAUCUUACGCAGAGCUGAAUCUAACGUGAUAGAGGCAUCAAGUCAGCUUACUAUUUCAGAAAUAAAUGGACUACUUUUUCAGAAAUUCAUAUCUGGAAACCAAGUCCGUUCUUCGCCAGGUUCCUAAGAAGGCCGGAUCUGAUCUAGCAUCUCCUUCUCAGGCGCUGAACAUUGCGAUAGCUAUUAGUGGGAGCACCAAAAGCAAGAAUGUCGUUAAGUGGGCGCUCGAAAAGUUUUCUUCUGACAAAAACCUCGUGUUCAAGCUGAUUCAUGUCCAUCCAAAGAUUACUUCUGUACCUACACCUUCGGGAAGGACAGUCUCUAUCUCUGAGGCACCAGAAGAUGUGGCGGCUACUUAUAGACGACAAGUGAUGGAGAAGACAAAAGAAACUCUUCUUAAACCUUACAAGAAGAUGUGUGAGCGGAAAAAGGUUGCUGUAGAACUUCAAGUGCUUGAAUCAAAUAGUGUGGCAGUUGCGAUAACCAGAGAGGUUAAUCAGCACCUGAUAAGCAGGCUUGUGAUUGGAGGCUCGUCUCAUGUUGGAUUGGACGGGAAUCGUGAUGUAACCGCGAAAAUAUCAGCCUAUGUGUCAGAACUUUGUACAGUUUAUGUUGUCUCAAAAGGUGUCUACAUUCUUUCGAAAAAUAAAUCAUCGUCAGAUGGCGAGAUCAAUGAAACUAUAAGAGAUUCCCGUAGUGAGAGAGCUGACACAUCUAGCUACUCUUCUAGUUCAGGACAUAUCUCAGCUGCACUGAAAUCCAAAUCUCUUGUUCUUUCCAAUACGAGAUUACAACAUCUCCCGACAAUAGCAAGAGGGGUUUCUGUUCGUAUGGAAACCAGUUCUGUUGACUCAUAUGAAACUAAAAGUAUGUUUUCCGAUCAAGUUAGCAAGAGAAGUAGCCCUGAAACAUCGCGUACCGUUACUUGGAAUCCUCCUCGAAGUUAUAUGUCAAGCAACGAAAAUGUUAAUCAAGGUGAUGAUUAUUUCACAGAUAACCAGGACACACUCCACGAAAUUAGAAAGUUGAAAGAUGAACUUAGACAGGCUCAAGAAAUGUAUGCAAUGGCUCAAGUAGAAACCUUGGAUGCUUCUCUCAAGCUGAAUGAGCUUGAAUUUGAAGAGCUAAAGCUUAAGGAGAACGGAACAAAGGGGUUAGAAGAAAAGGAAACACAGAAGUUUGAGCAGAUGAGAAGGGAAACGAGAGAGGUCGUACAGAAAAGAGAAGCCAGAGAGAAGGAGGAUAAGCUUAAAGAAAGGUCCCUUGUGGCUCCCAAGCUGCAAUACCAAGAGUUCACUUGGGAAGAAAUCAAAACCGCAACUUCAUCAUUCUCUGAAGAUCUAAAAAUUGGAAAUGGAGCUUAUGGGGCUGUUUACAAAUGCAAACUCCGUCAUACAUUUGCCGCGGUCAAAGUUUUGCAUUCCGCUGAAAGUAAUCUUUCCAAGCAAUUCGAUCAAGAGAUUGAAAUAUUGAGCAAGAUCAGGGAUCCACACUUGGUUCUCCUUCUAGGCGCUUGUCCAGAGCACGGAGCCCUAGUCUAUGAAUACAUGGAAAAUGGUAGCUUGGAAGAUAGACUGUAUCAAGUCAACAAAAGUCAACCAAUCCCGUGGUUCGUCCGGUUCAGGAUAGCUUGGGAAGUCGCAUCAGCACUCAUCUUCCUCCACAAAUCGAAACCGACACCAAUCAUCCACCGUGAUCUUAAACCAGCCAACAUCUUGCUUGAUCAAAACUUUGUCAGCAAAGUAGGAGACGUGGGAAUCUCCACAAUGCUCCAAGUCGACCCUUUAUUAACACAAUUCACAAUGUACAAACAGACAAGUCCCGUGGGAACACUAUGCUAUAUCGAUCCUGAAUAUCAACGAAGCGGGAUGUUAUCUUUCAAAUCAGACGUCUAUGCGUUUGGAAUGAUCAUUCUCCAGCUUCUUACCGCUCUUCCGGCCAUAGCACUAACGUAUAAAGUAGAAACAGCAAUGGGGAAGAAUGACGAGUUUAUACAGAUUCUUGAUAAAAAGGCCGGUGACUGGCCGAUGGAAGAAACCCGUAAGUUAGCCGCUUUGGCCCUCUCCUGUACAGAGAUCCGUGCUAAAGACAGGCCUGAUCUUGAAACUCACAUUCUUCCAGCAUUAGAGAGCCUUAAGAAUGUAGCUGUAAAAUCAAGAAACUUGAUUUCCUCUGCGCCGAAUCAACCUCCAAGCCAUUUCCUCUGCCCAUUACUUAAGGAGGUGAUGAGUGAUCCAUGUGUUGCGGCUGAUGGCUAUACUUAUGACCGAAGAGCCAUAGAGGAAUGGAUGGAGGACCACUGUACCUCGCCGGUGACUAACUUGCCGUUACAAAACAUUAAUCUUUUGCCCAAUCACAGUGUUUGUGCAGCCAUUGGCGAAUGGAGACAUAAAAACCAGUAAGGCAAGCAAAAGGGUGCGCUCCAUUUUAGUGACUCCUCUUUCUCAAACUGUGUAGCCAAUAUCAACGGCCUGGUGUUAUCAUAGCAUUUUUCUUUCUUUUUAAUCUUUUUUUUUUUUGGUGCUGGUUUAUUUUGUGGGACCAUAAUCUCAAAUGCUAUUAUUCAGACAAUUUAAUCUCAUAUGUUAUUAACGAGUCUACAUAUUCUUAUGACUUAAUAAAAUAAUAUAAUUCUAAUUUUUUCUUUUUAUUUUAUCUUCCGAUAUAAAUUUUAAUUAUUAGAUCUCGAAUAUCAAGAUAUAACUAUCUAUAACUAAGGUUCUAGUUUUAUCAAGUUCUACACUGACAAUGGUACAUCUUGGUAUAAUUUGAACUAGACGAUAAUCUGCACGCAUUCGUGGAGUGAAUUUUUUAUAUUAAUGUUUGUUCAUUAAAUAGUUUUAACAAUUUGCAUCAUACAGUUUUUAUCGAUUGUAAAAUGACGAAUACAAAUGUUAACCACCUCUUAAAUGUAUAAUUAUUGUUGACGAGUUACAUAUUACAGUUCAUUUUAAUUACUUUUAAAACUUCAUAUGCACAAAAGGAAAUUAAGUUUUGCGUGUCAUACAAAUCACUUAAACCAAAUAGGCAACAUCAAUUGUAAAAUGACGAAAGAUGAUUAGGUUUUCUGCUCUUGAUUUGUUUAGUAUUGACUGUCUAUAAGUGAUUUCAUUGUGUUUUCGUUUUCGUUUAUGUUUCACUUAUAUGAGAUUUGUUUCCUUUUUCUUAACUUAUUAUGUAAAUUCAGUGAAUUACAUAAGUCUCAAUUUAAAAAGAUAGACAUCUGUAAAAAUUAGUUCCACUCUAGAUACAUAUCUAAGAAAAAAAUGUUUGAAAGAAAUCACCGGCAAACUCUAUUCACAUGCUAGUGUUCAAAUCUAAUAUAUCAAGCUAUUAUAUAAUAUAAGUGCAUACUCUAAAUAUAAAUGUUUGUCUAGUAUAUAUUCAUCAGUUCGGUUUACAACUCAUCUAAUUAUAGAACAACAAAUCAAAUUACUUAUUUUAUUAACCUACGCUUUUGAGGUUUAGUUACUUAAGAGUAUACCGAUUAAAAUAUAUAUAUAUAUAUAUAUAUAUAUAUAUAUAUAUAUAUAUAUAUAAAUGUUUAAUACAGAGUUUUUAAGAGAUGAUUUUUACUCUAAAAAUAAUAGUCAAAAAAGGCUUUGGUUCUUCAAGAACUUUUUAAAAGAAAGAAAUAACAUUCAGAAUGAAUUUUAUGAUUAUCUUCAAACACAUAAGGUACAAAUUUUAUUUUUUAAUUGGUUUGAAGAUUAUGCUUCUAAGAACAAUAUAAAUUUUCCUUUUUCUAAAACAGUGAAUCCAAUUACCAAUCGCAAUAAAACUCCUGAAUGGGAAACACUUGCCAAUGGUAAAAUUAUUCGCUCAAAUCAUCCUCCUCCCCAAGGGAUAAAGCUAGAUUGGUUAGGAACCCCAAUUGAAGCAAUUCCUUUGAAACGACCCCAAGAAGAUGAUAAAGCUAAUAUAAAAAAUAUCAUUGUUCAAAACAAUUUUUCAAACACUAAUCUUGGUACAAUAAGCAAACAACUUGAUAGGAUUGAAAAAUCAAUCCAAAAUCAAAACCCCAUUCCAAUGGAGUCUCCUUCUGAAAAGAAAAACAAAAGUCCCAUGUUUAAACCUUUCCAAAUUUCCAAUUCAAGUGUCAAAACUUACCAAGACACAAACCUUGAAUUCAUUCGUGCCCUCCAAAGUCAAUUAAGUAAAGCUGAAAUAGGAGAUAGUAGCAUGCCACAUAUUUCUGAUAUCCCUGAUACUCCUACAUC